Puntigrus tetrazona (Sumatra barb) is the source of this 7602-nucleotide messenger RNA. RefSeq lists its product as uncharacterized. The record is from RefSeq and is a predicted model, not a curated record. Lineage: Eukaryota; Metazoa; Chordata; Actinopteri; Cypriniformes; Cyprinidae. Gene Ontology annotation, cellular component: nucleus. The transcript has 9 exons. Gene Ontology annotation, biological process: synaptonemal complex assembly; homologous chromosome pairing at meiosis; male meiotic nuclear division. Bases 814 to 7248 code for a protein of 2144 amino acids.
ACUGGUUAUUGUUGAAGGAUUUUAUCACAUAAUUGCAGGAAGUAAUAAUCUUUAGCUGUUUUACAAGGCAACAUGCAUAGGAUGUGUUUUAAGAACUUUUAUCAGAGAUCAGAAUCAUUUGCGUGGAAAAUACAAAAAAGGAAGCAGCUUUAUAUGAGGGUGUGAUGAUGGGUGCAAACGCUGAAAAUAGAAGCUUCUCUUUCUGAGAAUGAUGGUCAGUUGGUGCACCCCUUCAAAGUAAAAAUCAUUUCCCCUCUCGCACAAAUGAUCCAAAGAGCUUCAGUCUGAAACAAUACAACACAAACAAGUAAUGUGCUGGAAAUAGUGUAAUUAAAUAAUAAAAAUAAUAAUAAUUUGAAGUGUCAUCUAGAAUGUUAAUGCACUGUAAAGAAAUGCAAUGGCUACACUUUUUCUAUUUCUAAUUUCUUACGUGAAGCCCUAUGGCAACCCUUGAUCCAUAUCAAGUUGAAAUUCUCAAAUAGUAUAAUACUAACAUUUUAUAUAUCUUUUUUUUUCUAAACAAAAAGAUCCAAAUGUUUUCAUCUCAUGUCUAUGUGGUGAUAUUUUUCGAGUCUCAUUGGUGGUUGGACUAAAGAAGAACCUCGUGGUGUUAGUAACAGUACUAGGUAAUUUCCUGUGCCUUUGCUGUUGAGCGUUUGAGGUCAAGCGAUUUCCUUUUUGGUAUGUCUCACUUGAUGUUCCUCAAACUGAAGUGACAAACUUCGCACAGUUCUCUGCUAAGACUUCUUAGAUAAAGUCAUAUAUGCUCAACUGCCAUUUUACAUGAUGAGUGAAUAUCAGCAAUAAACAAGUAUGGAGAAAACAAAGCUUGAGGAGACAUUAGAGGGUUCCAGAUCACACCAGUCAACAUUAAAAGGAACCAUGGCACUGAAGAACUUUACCAUACCCAGGAAGAAACGUAACUGUGGAGAAGUUCUUCUGGAACGUUGUUCAGAGGAAAGCCGUGACUACAAUCUCAUUCAGACAAAACUGAGAGAUGCCAAGCUGGACACUAGAGAGGACCGAGCAAAUGCAUGGGUCUGGAAAGAUGUUUGUUUAGUGCACAAUGAAAAGCUCCUUAAAAAGUUCUCAGAAAAAAGGGCAGAGAUGCGAGCCAAAGGAAGACAUGGGAGACAAAUGGAGGAAAGAUUCUGUUUUCUAGCAGUAUCGGAUCAAAUGGCAGCCCAGAUUUAUCAGCAUGGUCUACGGGUUGGCAGCACUGUCCAGUAUGCCUUGGGAAAGCCAUCACACGGAGUAUAUCUUUUUAGGCAUGUCGAUGUGGCUCUGAAAUCCAAUGCCAGUGUUUUAAAUUGGACAAAAGUAAUCAUUUUCAAGGUUCUUAAUGGUAAGGUGAAAAAAAUCACUCCAAGCUUGGAUUGGAACAAGCUGCAAGAUCCCACUGUGGGCUUUGACUGUCAUAUGUGUAAAAACACAGCAUCCCAUCGAGACACUCUUCACCAGCAAGUCCUGGGUUCCUCUGUUUUUCUGUUUGAUUUUAACGAGAAGCAAGAACUCACUGAAAGACCCAGGCAGUGUUUGCCGUAUGCUGUAGUUUCGUUAGUUCCUGGCAGCGGUGCCAUUCUGACUGUGCCUACAAACCUACCACUCUCAGCUUCAGCAAUACCUAUUGGCCAAGUGCAUGACCAUUUUAAGGCAUGUACUGUGGCAGAGAGAAGAGGAAAAGGAGGUACUGCGACCAUUACAUAUAAACACUUUGGCAUGCCUGGCUGCUUUGAGACAGAUUAUACACCUCAGAUACCAGAAAUAGAAGUUCCACUUCAAAAGAGCGAAAUACAAAAUACAAAACAGCAAUGGAUUGCUGCCUGUGAGGAUGCAGAUUCCAGGAGUUCAGGGCCAGUUAUGGAUCACACUGCUUUCACUCAAAGUUUGCUGGGAAAGAAAUUAUUCCUGAGUGAUCAUAAAAAGUGUACAAGCAAUAACAAUACAUGGGAUAUAGUACCUCAAAGUCCAUUGGACAAAAUUUCUAGCACAGUCUAUUCUUCACGCUUUGUUCGAGAUCCUCGUCUAUCCAGACAAGACGCAAAUCAACAGAGCAACUACUUAGAGGCCAAAGUAGCAUAUACUGGAUCAGGAUGUGAUAAUAAGAAAUCCCAAACAGUCAAUAAAAACCAAAAAGAUAGUUAUGGAUUUGCUGGAAAUACGUGGGAUUCAGAAGAGCAAACAAAGAAGGAAACUCUACAACAAACCUCAAAUACUGACCAAUGUUCACAUACCCUGACAUUGCCCUCAAUUAAGUUAUUCAAAAUGAAAUUCAAAAAAUAUGCUGCCUAUUUUAGAAUGAAUGAGGAAGAGAGGCGUCAAAAAAUAUGGUCACAAGAACACAUGUCAGCAGAACAAAAGCAAGAAUUAGCUGACCGCAUACAUUUUUAUCAAGUUUUUUAUCAGAAGUAUAAAAAGGGAUUGAUCUUUCGAAAUGUUAAUGAGGCAAAGAAGGAAACUAGCAUUUCCCAAAGAGAGCCAAAAAAAACCCAUAUUCUACAGACAAAAGAUGAUACAAACAAGCACAAUCAAUCCUGCCAAAAUGUGUGCCAACCAAAAAAUCAUAAUGUUGCAAGUUUGUCAGCUAACUUGGGUAAUUGUAGUAUAGCACACAUUCAUGGGACCAGUCAUCUAUAUUAUACAGACUCUAGUGCACUAAUCUUGAGAAAGGGACAGGAUCAAGCACCAGAGACCCACCAGGAUCAUCCUGAUAAAUGCCUGGUUCAGUUUCCAGAUAAACUUUCAGAGCAAUCAUUAGUGCAGAGAUCACUAAACCUCAACCUCACAGGUGAGAAAACUGAGACACAAAGUGUACAUAUUGAUCUCAAGCACCCAAAUCCUUUAACUUGUCCCUCUAAUGCUAAGCUUAAUCACAGCAUAGAAUAUGAAAGUGAGUGCUCUAGAAGUGCAGUAGAGGACUUAAAGGAGAAUCUGUCUACUCCAGGUGAUGAAAAGCUCAGCACUGGAUCAUGCCUUACAUAUUCUUACAAUGUCAUGGGUAACACAGUCAUGGAUAUUGCAAACUCUGUUGAAGUCUCUAGCUGUGGACCAUUAGACAACUGUGAUCUAAGUCCUACCAUGACAGUAAAGCAAAAGAAGGAUGGUAAAAGUUCUGGUGAUGUUCAAGGAAUGGCUGCAUUUAGAUGGAUAAAAUGCUGUGAAGACUCAUCUCCAGAGCUUGAUGUGGAAACAGUAAAGCAGGACAACAACACACACUGGGAAUUGUACAAAAGAAUUCAGCUUUAUCAGCUAUUACCAAGUAUGUUUCAAAAGCAUGUUUUCUCCUCAAGUUCAGAGAGAGAUAUAAGCAGGCCCGCAGACAACAUUUCCAAGCUAAAAAAUGAAAACAAAGAUCACAGCGAAGCUGAAACAAACCUAAACAUGGGAUUCUGGAAAGAUAUCCAUCUUAAAGUUACUCUAAAAUCCAGCAAAACAUCUGCUCAUACUACAGAAGUGCUUUCUCUCUCUGAGCGAUUUUCAAAACUCAAAGGCCUUCAAAAGAAAUUGUGUGAAGGAAACCACAAAAUGAUACAAUUGUGCAGACGUGAGGAAUACAGAGAGACUGCAACUUGUAAUGCUGAAUUAAUACAAUUACUAGCCCAGAGGUACAGUAAAUCUAAACUGUAUAUGAAAUGCAAGAGCUUGAGGGGACCAGGCUGUAAGAAGGCAUGUCUCAAAAAACAUCACACAGUUCUAUAUCACUCUCUAAAGAGGAGCAAAUAUGUCAAAAAGACACGUCUCUGGAAAGCAAAGAGGAGUCUCAGCAGAGCAACUGAGUCAAUGGAUGAAACAGUAAACAUCAAAGCAAAACCAGAUUCUUCAAACAGUCAAUCUGAAAUAGUAUUUACAGAACAUGAAGAUCAAGACCCAAACUCUAAUUUAAAAAUAAUGUCUCACACAUCAGAUGGCAGACAAUCAUUACAUGUUCAGGGUUCUCAGGAGACUAUUGCCACUUUUCUUGAGACCAAACCGAUAGAGGAGCCAAUAAAGGCUACAGAAGAUUUUUAUAAAAAUGAUUCAGUCUGCACUGAGAGGGCGACAACAGAUUUUACUUCAAAUCUAAUUUCAGUAAUUGUGGAUGAAGGAGAACAAGGGAAGAUUACUGAAACAAGUGAGGAUUACUCCAAACAAUGCCAAACAACCUUGAUCACAUGCACUAGCAAAAAACAUAAGAGUAGUAAAGAGUGUGAAGAGGAGAACAUGUUGCUAAAUGUGAUCUCAGAGACUGGACUGAAUCCAUCAAAAAAGGAGCAUUUCACAAUUAAAUUUUUAGUAGAUGACAAUGUAGAUGCUGAUUGUGAAGCAUCAGAAACACACAAUUAUGUGCCUGCAAGCAACACAACUAACACUGAACUUAGGUCAAACGUGACUCCAGAGGCCAAGGUGAUAGAUCCUAUAAAUGAUAGAGCUGAGACAGAUACUAUAAAAUAUAGUGAGCAAAAUGCAAAUAUGAAAAACAUUCUUAAUGUUCAGUGUUUUGCAGGAACAGAAUGCAUGUCAGUAAAUAUCCCAAAAAUUAACAACUCAAUCCAACCAAUUUCUACCAGCACAUCUAAUAUAAGCAGUUUUUGUAGUACUGCUCCUGAAGCAUUUGGAGACACAAUAUCACAUUCAAAGCAGCAUGGUCCAGAGGCUUUGAAAUAUGCAUCAAAUAAUAUUGUGGAUCUUACUGUUGAUGAUUCAGCUUUGAAUAUCCAAUGUGAGAUCUCCUCAAAAUGCACAAAGAAGAGCAGCAACACCAGUUUGCUCAGUUCUACAAAAUCACCAAGUACUCUGGCAAUCAGAGACAACUGUAAUUUAUUAAGGCCAGACCAAAACAAAACCAACGAGGCAAACUCACCAGAAACCCAACUCAUUUCUAAACUAAGAGAUUAUUUGACCAAAUUUGAGUCCACUGUCAAAAAACAAGAAGCAGUGAAUGAAAAUCGUAAAGAAAGGCCAGUGGUGUGGAUAACGCUUGACAGUACCGCGCAUAAAAAGGAGAUUUUUGAAAAAAGCCAGUACUGUAUGGUGAAUGUUCCUUGCCUGAUGCCUCAAGGGGGUGAAGCAGUUAAAAAAGACAAUUUAAGUGAAUACACCAAAGCCCCUGUUCAAGCUAGGAAGGUUCUUCGAAGUGAACUUUCCCAGCAUGGAACUGAUGUUUGUCUACUAGUACCUGUUGAAUCUAAGAGAGGCAGACGAUCUUCUCAAACCAAACGAAGCAGCAGGCAAAAAUCAAUGAGGAGCUCAGUCACUAAGGUCAGUCCUGACAGUACCAGUGCUUUAGACACCAUCAAAGAUAACGGUCCUCACCCUUCACCCCAGAUAAACGACCAGAUGCAAAGAAAGCACACAACAGGGCAAGAAAAUCGAUCUGUGAAUUUAAAUAGUUUAUAUGAAAGACAAAGUAAAGAGAAUCAGUCAUUGAACACUGUAAAAAUCUUUGAUGAUGGCAAUGUGAGCAGUACAUUUGCUGACAAUAAAUACAGCACCAGUGACAUUUCGAACACUCUUAAAAUGGCAGACCAAACGAUCUCAUUAACCGAACUUGGAUCUUUGCAGUCUAAAUGCAAAAGUAUGUUGCAGCAUUUUAUCUCAAGUUUUGAACAUGAUCAGAAAGUGCUAUUCAACCAAUCUUUCGUCUCAAGGUGUCUCAUCUUAGAGCAAUAUUUGGACCAUCCACCUGCACAAGUAGAUCUGAAAUAUGAAGCAGUUAAUUCUUACUUGGAGUUGCAGAUGAUGAUGGAAGCCUGGCAGUUUGUAGAAAACAAAAUCAACUUUCUAAACGGUAAACCUACGUUUAGGAGUUUGCUAUGGUAUGACCCUUCCCUUUAUGGAGAGCUCUACAAAGGGGAGGUUGGUUUUCAGCAGCAGUCAUCAUUGUUUGCUUCUUUUCAAAAGACCUUGGCACAAGAGGGUUACAGUAAACUGCAGGAAUACUACAGUGCGGUAUUCUCCUUGCACCAACAGCUCCAUGUGGCUCCUGAUGCAUCUUACUACAUGUAUCUGAAGAGUAAGCGUGAGCUCCUUGAGGCUGAGGCUGCACUCAGAAAUGCCCAUGAUAUUAAAAGCUUCUUUUUAUCUGUACCAAUGUCUGCAAUUAUUAAUUUUGGGGAUAGUUUGGAAAGCUUGGAAAAAAUACACAAAGUUAUAAUGACUUUUGUGGAAACACCUUCAGAUCAGUUGCCAGGGACAUUUGAUGUGGGCAAAGCAGAGCAUCUGUCCAUCACAUGUAGAUAUCUCCAAGAAAAAGCUCUUUUCAUGAAGUCAUGCAAAGAAAUGAUUAGCAAAGUAUCAUGGUUUGGAAUUGAGCACCUUCUUUAUGAUGCCUCUAAGGUUCUUGUAUGGCAAGACAUAAAUCACAGUGCAACAAAUGAGGUUCUCAAGACAUAUAAGAAUUCAAACCCUCAAAUUAUUUUUGGGGUGAUGGAGUCAGGUGUUUCUCUUGUAAACAAAGUGGAACAGCCCCCUCCAUCCAUGAAUGGACCAGAAAUCCCAACAAAACAAAAGAGUGAUACUGCUCGGAAACGCAAGAGUUUGCAGUUAUGGAAGUCUCAACCAGGUAUUCCAAAGAGUGUAAAGGCUGACAAGGAUGUGACUUACAAAAUGGCUAAACGGAGGCAAUCUCUUUCACCCCUUACGCACUCUAAUAGCGUGAAACCAUUUUUCCAAACAACUUCUGUCAGCCAUGUUGAAAACCCAACCCCUUGCUACACUCUUCCUCAAGGAGUAGAUCUAGGGCAUUGGGGAAAUGUUGAAAACACAGCUGCAGACUGGAACACCUCAAACUUUCCACCGUCAACUUCCACGUGUCAUGCAAAUUCACUUCAUCUGUCUAAUAGACAAGCAACUUUAUCACAUCAUGAUGAGAGGAGAACUUUAGCAGACUUACAAAGACCUCAACAGCCUUCAGUCUUGUCUCCCCAAGCAACUUUUCAAGAAGAUUCUUGUGUUUCUCAUUUAGCAUUUGAGACUGUUAACUAUCAACAGACUAACACUGCACCACGUUUACCUGUACUCUCACAAGAACAGGUAAACCAGUUCAGUUUAGCCAUGACACAACCUUAUAGUUUACCAAAUUGCCCUCUGAAUGCUAAUUUGAUGCCACCACCGCCUCCUCUCUCAGUUCAGGCUUUGACGCAUGUCCCUGUGCCCAGUGCGAUUACAGCAAUUCAUUAUCCCUACUUCCUUCUCAAUGGACAAACAUACACCACAGGCUCCACUGCAGCUAUUCGCCCUGAUGCUAGAUAUUACCCUAACACCAUUUAGGACUAAUUUACUACAUGCUAUGAAAUCGAAUCACGUAAGCCAGUUUUAUUUAGUGAAAUGAAAUGAUGCGUGGCCGGGUACGAUGACUCAUACUCAGAAUUUGUGCUCUGCAUUUAACCCACAGUACUACACACACACUGUGAACACACCUGGAACAGUGGACAGCUAAUACAGCAACAUUAUAUCAAAGAACUAGUUUAACAUCAUAAACUAAUUCACAAAUGCAGUUGGUGCUUUUAAGCAAGUGUACUUUAAUGUGACAUUAAUGUAUAUAUGAAAUAAUAUAAAUUGUCUGGUAAAACCUUUCAUGUACUGUAAAUAACAAUAUUUUAUAAAAGAGUUGAUGUUCAGUUA